Ricinus communis (castor bean) is the source of this 1194-nucleotide messenger RNA. RefSeq names its product dihydroceramide fatty acyl 2-hydroxylase FAH1. Gene Ontology annotation, biological process: lipid biosynthetic process; fatty acid metabolic process. The coding region runs from base 223 to 936 and encodes 237 amino acids. The transcript is spliced from 7 exons. Gene Ontology annotation, cellular component: endoplasmic reticulum; membrane. Lineage: Eukaryota; Viridiplantae; Streptophyta; Magnoliopsida; Malpighiales; Euphorbiaceae. The record is from RefSeq and is a predicted model, not a curated record. Gene Ontology annotation, molecular function: iron ion binding; fatty acid 2-hydroxylase activity.
AAUCCACCAUCCCCGACCAUAUAUAAAAAAAGUCUGAUAAUUUUCGCUUUCCACCUUCUUCAUCGGCAAAAACCAGCAGCAAAAACAACAAAAACACCGCAACGCAGCUGUGGUUGUGGUCGUUUUUGUGUUUUCUUUUGAUAAAUAAAAUUAAAAUAAAAAGAAUCUUCUCGCAGUUGGAUCCUUCUCGCAUUUUCUCUGGCUACAUAGUAAAGUGCCAGCAUGGUUGCGCAGGGCUUCACUGUUGAUCUCAACAAGCCUCUUGUCUUCCAGGUUGGCCAUCUUGGAGAGGCUUAUGAGGAAUGGGUUCACCAGCCAAUUGUAAGCAGGGAAGGCCCUCGAUUUUUUGAGAGUGAUUUUUGGGAGUUCUUGACUCUCACAGUUUGGUGGGCAGUACCAGUUAUUUGGCUGCCAGUUGUAUGUUGGUUGGUCUCUCUAUCUGUACGAAUGGGGCAUACACCUUCCGAGAAUGCGACAAUGGUGGUCUCUGGCGUUUUCAUCUGGACAUUGGUGGAAUACACAAUGCAUCGAUUCCUUUUCCACAUCAAAACAAGUAGUUAUUGGGGGAACACCAUACACUACCUUCUUCAUGGAUGCCAUCAUAAGCACCCUAUGGAUGGUUUGCGUCUUGUCUUUCCUCCAGCUGCAACAGCUGUCCUAUGUGUGCCGUUCUGGAACUUAAUUAAGCUUUUUGCCACCCCCUCAACUGCUCCUGCUUUGUUUGGAGGUGGUUUAUUAGGUUAUGUGAUGUAUGAUUGCACUCAUUACUACUUGCAUCAUGGUCAGCCCUCUCUUGGAGUACCUAAAGAUCUCAAGAAAUAUCACAUGAAUCAUCACUUCAGGCUCCAAACAAUGGGCUUUGGAAUUACAUCGUCGUUAUGGGACAGGGUUUUCGGAACGCUUCCACCACCAAAAGUGGUUGCAAAGAGCAGAUAAAUUUUAAAUGGAGGUGCCACAGUACAACUAGUGAGGAUCAGGGUUGGUUUGAAGUUUUAAUGUCUUUUAUUCCUUUCUUCUUCUCCCAAUCAAUUGAUUUAUAGUAUUGUUAAAUCUAAAUGAUCUCUACCAGGUUGGGGUUUUAGCACAUCAGUGGAUAUUCUGAAUUUUGUGGUGUCCAUUUCUAUGAGAUAAUUCUGUGUAAAUUAGCUUAAAAUUUACUGUUUGCUUGUGAAGAGAAAACUCCAUGCCUCUGUC